Messenger RNA from Daphnia pulicaria, 4058 nucleotides. RefSeq lists its product as uncharacterized. Gene Ontology annotation, molecular function: DNA binding. Bases 431 to 3553 code for a protein of 1040 amino acids. NCBI's taxonomy places the organism in Eukaryota, Metazoa, Arthropoda, Branchiopoda, Diplostraca, Daphniidae. The record is from RefSeq and is a predicted model, not a curated record. Gene Ontology annotation, cellular component: nucleus. The transcript has 6 exons.
GACAGGGCCUUUUUUAUUCAAAAGGGAAUAAUCACCUCGUGUCUGACUCACAGAUUAGAUAGAAGAAGCACAGCAGCCGGUCCUGUUGUCUCUCUCUCUCUCUACACGGGUGGUGGGUUAUUUAGUCUCUCAGGUUAAUUGACGCAACUUUUAUUUUUAAAAAACGAACAGCAGUGAUCUUCGUCAAGUGUUUUGUGUGUCUUCUGCAUGUCGUGAACAAAACAAUAACCUUGCAAUAAGGUUUUUCUUACUAGACAUAUAUUUGCAUGUGAAAUUGUUCGGCAGCAGAUGACAUAUGGAAUCUCGUUUUUUCAAACCGUUUGAUUGGUUCUUUUCAAUGUCUCGUCACGCCAGCAGGAUUCAUGCCCACAAGCAGAUUGACCGCCAAACCAGUUGAUAUUGCCAGAACUCUGCGAAUAACUAACAAAUCAUGACGUCAAAAUUACUUGGAGGGUCCUGCAGUCCGACUCCUCCAUCACCACCACCUCCUCCGUUACCUCCACCUAAUCCACCACCUCCACUAGCAUUCAUUCAACAAGAAAUGCCGAGUUCUUCUUCUUCCAUCGAGCAACGACAUCAUCAUCAUGAUGUUGUCAUGGAAGGAACAGUGACGCCACCAAUAAUACCAUCGACUUCAACUCAUCAAAUCUCACCUGGUGCUUCUACUACGACGUCUACUCCGUCAUCAACUUCAUCCGCCAAGGGAGCUGGAUCAUCCGGAUCGGCCACUACGGCCACGACUGGAACUACCGGAACGACGACCACUACAGCCACGAGGAAUAAACGACAAGAAUUAAGUUUCGCCGAACGGAUUCAGGUGAUCCAGGCCCGAACGUCCGGUAAAAGUAUGCGCCAAUUGGCGCUUCAAUUCGGAUGCGGCAAGACUCAAAUCCUCAACAUUUUGGGUCAACGUGAAGCUUAUUUAAAAGAAUGGGAAGACAAGCAGGCGGAAUCUAAUCCGCACAUUAGCGCCAGGAAAAGACGUUCUAGGCGAACGGGUAAUGAAGAAACGAAUCAAAAAGUUUGGGACUGGUACAAUAGACAGAAGAAUAUGGGCAUACGAGUCACUGGUCCCAUGCUCCAGCGAGAGGCUCGAUCCAUCGCCCGGAAUUUGAAUAUUCCCAAUUUUGCCGCUUCCAACGGAUGGCUUGACAGUUUUCGACGACUUCACAACAUCGGUCCGCAAAAUAAAGGAAUGGCGGAUCGUCGCAGUGGAAAUCCAUCGACUUCUGCUGCUGGGACCGGAGGCGGUCAAAGUUCGACCACCCCAGAACCUCGUCCUGGAUAUGGUUCCAUGAUGGCGGCUUCUUCUUCCACUGAGUUUCCAGGCUCUUCGCACUCUGCGCAACUCCCGACUAGCAGUCGGGAUCCUCUUCCCGCAACUAUUCAACGACCACCUCCUCCUUUAGAAGCUUUCGGUUAUCCGUUGCAUUCUUCCGGCUAUUAUCAUCCGCAAACCCGUCUUGAAGAAGAAGACGAAGAAGACGACGACGAAGAAGAAGAGGAAGAGGAAGCCAGAAGAGAUAACGAAGAUAUUGAAUUUGAUCCAUCGCGUCCUCCACUUCAGGCUAUCCAUUCGCAUGAUCAUGAUCAAGGAGCUAUACAUCAUCCAGGGACGGAAUUUGGCAGAAGCUUUGCCCUCAUGACGAACUUUCACGAUUCGUCCAACAGCACAGGAGGACUAUCUACUAAUCAUCCAUCUAUUAGUCCUUUACCUUAUCAUCCAGCACAGUCAUCAUCUUCCGUGGAUGCUUCCGAUUUCCACCGUCAUCGCGGAGGAUAUUCCGAUCCUUAUGAUAGGCAACUCUCGUCCAGCAGUAGCAACAGCGUGGCGUUUUCUCCUACGGAUGUCUACAGCCCAUCGCGACAUCCAGGCCAUCAUCAUCAGUCAUCCAUCGGGGGCCAUCGGUCCAACAAUAACGGAUCUCGUUCCACGGAAGUUUCACCAAUCGAUUCUCGCCGAGCUCUUAGCGGCAAUCUCAUUUCCCCUUCAUUCCAACAGGUUUCCAGCAGUUUGUUUGAACAUGAUUUUACUCCAGCCCCGACAUUUCAGUCGCAAGAACCUUCCCGAUCCAUCAUACAAGAUGGCCGUGCUAGAGGAAAUGGAGGAAGCAGCUCUUUGAUUGGUGGUAAUGUGGCCCUUCAACAACAACAGCAGCAGCGACGAACUUCAGUUUUAACUUCGACUCAUGCGGUCACUGCAGCCGCCGCGGCCGCCGCUGCUGCCAGUUUGGAGAAUCAACAACUGCAGCAACAACAACAACAGCUGAUCAACGAAGAGAGGGCUCGGUCGACGUCCGCACCAGGACUGGAUCUUUUCCCACCAGUAGGAAUAUUUGGUGCUUUGCUAUCUAUGGUGCGAUCCUGCGGCCUAUCGUGUUUGGAAUACGCCGAUGAUCGAGGCGAUAUCUGGUUGGAAAUUAAACCACCUUCGUUUGCUACUUUCCGCGUUCCAUCCUUUGGUUAUCGAACGCAUUUAAUGCGACUCCUCGUCGAUCGUCAUUUAUCCUAUUGGUUCGAAGUAUUGGGCCACUGUGUACGCUCUGGAACUUUCCGCUCUCUCACUUCCGGUGGAAUUGAUCCGAGUCUCGUCAAGCCGCUUUUGGAUUCUCUCAAUGGAGGCGCCACCGUUUGCCACGGACGUGGCAGCGUUCUCAAACGUGUCCACCAAUUCCAUCCGAAAGAGGCCUUGGAACAAGGAUUGGCCGGGCAGAAUUAUUUCACUUUACCGGAUUAUCGCUAUCGAUCCUACGACUGCUCCCGAUUAAUUGAUGCUAAAACCGGAGCCACUCAAUGCUUCGCCUGUUUACAACCGUACGAACCUCAUCGACCGGAAUCUCCUCUGGACGGCAUUCACGCUUCAUCCGUUAUCCGACUUCAGCAGCAACAGCCGCGAGAUGGUCUCUCGCAACCUUCUGCAGCGUCGCAACAGCAAGAAGAACAACACAAUCGGCAACAACAGCAGCAGCAGCAACUACAACAGCACAAUCUUCUAACCAACGAACCGUUAAAUUUGAGUAUUCAUCCGAUAAUGGAAGAAUCAGUUAUUAAUUCACCAGAAAUGAAGAAAACUGAAUUCCACUUCGUGUCUUCCGAUGGAAUUCCCAAUAGGAACAUAAUUUUUUCAAAUCGACGUCUUCUGACGCCUUCGCCUUCCGCCGUCGCACGACAGUCACCUCUGUUACAACUUGCAGCAGUACAACAAACAUCACCUCAACCUACAAUUCAGCAACAUCAUCAUCAUCACCAUCAUUACUACAACAGUGGUAGUAAACCCAAUGCCGCAGAUCAGAAUCCUGACGAUUAUCGACUGGCCAAGGAAGCAGCUUUUUUGAGUCUCACGAACGAACGUCCGUCCACGAAUGAUCAACGUCGAAGUCAAGAUUGGCAACAUAUUUCCACCACCAACCGAGAAAAUUUGGGUUCCAAGUUAGGAACGGGAACUGAAGUCGAUAUGAAAUCGGAUGAUCCUGAAUUUUCCAAUGAGUGGAUCAAGCAAGAAGUUUUGGAUUCCAGCAACACGAAUACAAACAACAUGAUUACCUUUAAAUAAAGAAGUGCGUAAAUAAACAAUGCCAAUAGAAAAUUAAUAAAAAGAUUUUAGUAGAAGAAAUAAAACGACAAUCAAAGUGUAUUAUCAAGGAUCUCGUAUUUCAGGGAAAUAAUAUUUAGUGUGAAUUAUUAGGAAGUGAAUUAUUGGCAUUCGACAAAUGUUAGAAAAUUUGGUCGUUUUGAAAAUUUUUGUCAAUUCUUUUUGUUCUAUUUUUGAGUUGUUUAUUUUUUGAAAUUGUAAUUGUUUUGUAUAAUUGCCUUUCCAUCCGCCACGCCUUUAAACUGCGUCUUGGCGAUACUCAAAAAUUUAAAAUUAGUACCUUAAUAUUCCCUAUCCCUUUUUUUACAUGCAACUAAACUCUCAUUAAAAAUAAGUUUUUUGGUGGACUUUUCUCUCUAUCUUUCCCCUUCUCUCUUCAAUCUACUAGAACAUCUCAUCUCGAUUCAAAAUUUCGGGUAGAUUCUAGAAUACAAAAAGUCGCAAAUUCACAAUACAAAAAGCAACU